Rhizoctonia solani is the source of this 750-nucleotide messenger RNA. RefSeq names its product short chain dehydrogenase. Gene Ontology annotation, molecular function: oxidoreductase activity. The record is from RefSeq and is a predicted model, not a curated record. The transcript is spliced from 6 exons. NCBI's taxonomy places the organism in Eukaryota, Fungi, Basidiomycota, Agaricomycetes, Cantharellales, Ceratobasidiaceae. The coding region runs from base 1 to 750 and encodes 249 amino acids.
AUGCUGCCCGUGACCUGGCUAAUUACCGGCUCAUCUCGCGGUAUCGGGCUCGCUCUUGUUACAGAGUUAGCUAAAUACUCGAGCAAUAUCAUCUUCGCUACAUGUCGCCAUCCAGAAAAGGCUGCAUGUCUUAGGGAAGUAGCGAAUAAAGCUUAUCCUGAGCGGGUACACAUUGUACCACUUGAUGUCACCGACGAGGUUUCGAUCAAAGAGGCAGCUACUGAAAUUGGGGAAAGGCUCUCCCAUGUGGGACCCAUCCCGGGAGAUAUGGGUCUGGAUUAUUUGGUUCAGAAUGCGGCGAUUACGCUGCCCGGAGACGGGGAUAAUGCAAUAACCCUUGAAGCCGAAUCGUUUCACGAAAUAAUGACCACAAACGUUUUGGGACCAGCGUUAGUAAUGAAGCACAUGCAUCAACAUUUAAAAAAGAGCUUUCGACCAGUCGUAGUUAAUGUUUCUUCUGGGCUGGCAUCUAUUGCCAUGGACCUUGGACCACACAAAACAAGUUAUAGUAUUAGCAAGACUGCCUUGCACAUGUUGACCUAUAAACAGGCUAAAGCUUGUCCAGAUAUGAUUGUUUUAUCUGUGCACCCAGCGUCGGUAAAAACAGACAUGGGAACAAGCGAAGCCGAACUUGAGCCACCAUAUGUGGCGGCGGAAAUGAUACAACUACUGCAACGGGCCACUCUGGAAGAUUCGGGAAAGUUUCUUCGGUAUGAUGGUGAAUUGGAGGCAUGGGAGCCCAAAUAUUGA